Pseudoliparis swirei is the source of this 3300-nucleotide messenger RNA. It is a transcript of the gene yju2b, whose product is annotated as YJU2 splicing factor homolog B. The record is from RefSeq and is a predicted model, not a curated record. The transcript has 9 exons. The coding region runs from base 118 to 1437 and encodes 439 amino acids. Lineage: Eukaryota; Metazoa; Chordata; Actinopteri; Perciformes; Liparidae. Gene Ontology annotation, biological process: mRNA splicing, via spliceosome. Gene Ontology annotation, cellular component: U2-type spliceosomal complex; post-mRNA release spliceosomal complex.
CCCCACAAUCCUCCGUGACGUCACUUCCGUUUCCGGCGGCCCCUCUGGUGUUCGGUCGAUAGUUGUUUGAGCGGCUACGGGAGCAAUUUGUGAAUCUGUGGAGGUCCAGCCGUCACCAUGGGUGAAAGAAAAGGAACAAACAAAUACUACCCUCCAGAUUUCGAUCCAGUCAAGCAUGGAUCCCUCAAUGGCUACCACAAAACCCACCCUCUGCGGGAGCGCGCCCGGAAGCUGUCCCAGGGCAUCCUCAUCAUCAGGUUUGAGAUGCCCUACAACAUCUGGUGUGAUGGCUGCAAAAAUCACAUCGGCAUGGGCGUCCGCUACAACGCCGAGAAGAAGAAAGUGGGGAACUACUACACCACGCCCAUCUACAGGUUCAGGAUGAAGUGCCACCUGUGCGUGAACUACAUCGAGAUGCAGACGGACCCGGCCACCUGCGACUACCUCAUCGUCUGCGGUGCGAACCGGAAGGAGGAGCGCUGGGACAUGGCCGACAACGAGCAGAUCCUCACCACAGAGCGAGCCGAUAAGCAGAAGCUGGAGACGGACGCCAUGUUCAAGCUGGACCACAGUGGGAAGGACCAGGAGAAGCUGAAGCGCGCUCUGCCCUCGCUGUCCGAGCUGCAGGACUACCAGUCCUCCAAGAAGGACGACUUCCAGCUCAACAGCGCCCUCCGCAGGCGCUUCAGGGUACCACGCCUCCGUGUCCACUCCCCGCUCCUCCUCGUGACGCCGUGUCCUCUCACCAAAGCUGAGCUCUCCUCCCCCCUGCAGACGGAGAAGAAGGUCCAGGCGGAGCAGGAGGAGCAGGACGACUCCGUGAGGACCAGGACCAACCUGUCCAUCCCGCUGCUGCCCGAGAGGGACGAGGACCGCCGGCUGGCCGCGCUGCUCACCUACCAGGCGGCCGACUCCUACGAGGACAGGAAGCACAGCAAGCGGAAGGAGAUCUCCUCUCGCUCGUGGUUCACCUCCUCUUCCUCCUCCUCCUCGCCGGGUGGUGCCGCCGGCAGCCUGCUCCUCAAGCUCAGCAUGCAGGGCAAGGAAGCGGCGGUGGCCAAAGCUCUGGCCUCCUCCCCCGGGCCGUUGAUCUGCAGGCGCUGCCCGGGAGGCAGAACCCAACCCUGUGGGGAGAACUGGAAGGCGGAGCCUCAGAGGGAGGAAGCAGCGAGGAAGGCGGAGCCUCAGAGGGAGGAAGCGGCGAGGAAGGCGGAGCCUCAGAGGGAGGAAGCGGCGAGGAAGGCGGAGCCUCAGAGGGAGGAAGCGGCGAGGACGGAUGGCAGCGGCUCCUCAGAAACACUGGUGAACGCCGUGGAGGAAGCAGAUGAAGGACUGACGAAAGCAAAGCAUGCUGGGAAGGAGCGGGGCGACGGUUUAGGAGCGCUCUCGUCCAUCAUGGCGGAAUACAGCGACUCGGACUCUGACCCGGGACUCUAAGGGACUCCGAGGGACUCUAAGGGUCUCUAAUGGACUCUGAGGGUCUCUGAGGGACUCUAAGGGUCUCUGAGGGACUCUAAGGGACUCUAAGGGUCUCUGAGGGUCUCUGAGGGUCUCUAAGGGACUCUGAGGGACUCUGAGGGUCUCUAAGGGUCUCCGAGGGACUCUGAGGGUCUCUAAGGGUCUCCGAGGGACUCUAAGGGUCUCUAAGGGACUCUAAGGGUCUCUAAUGGACUCUGAGGGACUGUGAGGGACUCUGAGGGUCUCUAAGGGUCUCCGAGGGACUCUGAGGGUCUCUAAGGGACUCUGAGGGACUCUAAGGGUCUCUAAUGGACUCUGAGGGUCUCUGAGGGACUCUAAGGGUCUCUGAGGGACUCUAAGGGUCUCUGAGGGACUCUAAGGGUCUCUGAGGGUCUCUAAUGGACUCUGAGGGACUCUAAGGGUCUCAGGGUCUCUAAGGGUCUCUGAGGGUCUCUGAGGGACUCUGAGGGUCUCUGAGGUUCUCUAAGGGUCUCUGAGGGUCUCUGAGGGACUCUAAGGGUCUCUAAGGGACUCUAAGGGUCUCUAAUGGACUCUAAGGGACUAUGAGGGUCUCUAGUGGACUCUAAGGGACUAUGAGGGUCUCUAAGGGACUCUUAAGGGACUCUGAGGGACUCUAAGGGACUCUUAAGGGACUCAGAGACUCUGAGGGACUCUUGAGGGACUCUGAGAGACUCUUAAGGGACUCUGAGGGACUCUGAGGGACUCUGAGGGACUCUGAGGGACUCUUAAGGGACUCUGAGAGACUCUGAGGGUCUCUAAGAGACUGAGGGUCUCUGAGGGACUCUACGGGACUCUAAGGGACUCUGAGGGUCUCUGAGAGACUCUGAGGGACUCUGAGGGACUCUGAGGGUCUCUGAGAGACUCUGAGGGUCUCUAAUGGACUCUGAUGGUCUCUAAGGGACUCUGAGGGUCUUUAAGGGACUCUGAGGGACUCUGUGGACUCUGGUCCUGGUGGACAUCUGUUUUUUUCUCAACAAAAUGUGCAAUAAGAUUUCCAGAUGUUCAAUCUAUGUUUUUGUGUCUCGACGACUCGACUUCCAGAUGUUGACGAGUUGUUUCUGUUGUUUGUUUAAAUGUGUUAAACUGACUUUUAAGUUGAGUUUCUUUUUUAAACUUCCACUCAUGUAAACAUUGAUAAAUCUUCUCAGAAACAACUUCGCCAAAACCAUUUCAGUGUUUUUCAUGUUUUUCUCCCAUUUUAAGUAAAAGUCGUAAAUCAAGAAGAAGAAGAAGGAGUGGGUCGACUUUCUCCGUACGCCCACUUUCUAUAACCCUCAUGUCGCCUUCGGGUCAAUUUGACCCCAUUCAAUGUUUAAUGUCGGUGUUCUUUCGGGAGUCAACAAACAAACAUAAAGUACCUCACACUUAAACUUGGAAAACAAUAUUAAUUCUAAUAAUUUUCUGGAGAUUUUAAUAGCUGGGGUCAUAUUGACCUCAAGGGUAAAAUAUGUUAGUAAAUAUAAAGGUAACAGGAGGGUUAAACAUUGAAUCGGUCAUAUUGACCCGAAGGCGACAGGAGGGUGAAACAUUGAAUCGGGUCAAAUUGACCCGAAGGCAACACAAGGGUUAAAAGGUUGAUUGAAGGUCGUUUGAGUGAACCGGUCUGACCUUCAGAGACCAGUCACUCAGCAGCUGAACUCCAGUGAUGACGUCACUCUGGUGACGUCAUCACUGGAGACACGAGUCCUUAUGUUGAGGAACUGUCAAAGAAUGAGUCGGCUUUAUUUGCCACGUCUGCGUACGACGAAUCUACUCUGGGUUUUAUCUUUAUGUACAAAUAUACGUAUUUAUGUAUUCAUGUAAAUAAACGUGAACAAGCAG